This is a messenger RNA of Penicillium coprophilum, 945 nucleotides long. RefSeq lists its product as uncharacterized. NCBI's taxonomy places the organism in Eukaryota, Fungi, Ascomycota, Eurotiomycetes, Eurotiales, Aspergillaceae. Gene Ontology annotation, cellular component: mannan polymerase complex. The coding region runs from base 1 to 945 and encodes 314 amino acids. Gene Ontology annotation, molecular function: alpha-1,6-mannosyltransferase activity. The record is from RefSeq and is a predicted model, not a curated record. The transcript has a single exon. Gene Ontology annotation, biological process: protein N-linked glycosylation.
AUGCUCGCUCAUGGGCCGACAUUCACAAAAUUCUCAACCACAAGCAUACUGAUUCUAUCAUGUCUUUUUUUCGUCCUCUAUUUCUACCCUGGGAGACUAGAAACACCAGAAAACUACUCUACACAUAAUCCAUCCACAGAGGGCAUCCGAAUGGCAUUGCCGCAGAUCCCGGAGAAGAUCUGGUACAAAGUUGGACCCGAAGGAUUGAGCGAGCGGUCCCACGAAUGGCUAGACGAUUGUCUCCGCAAAAACCCAGCUCAUACUGCGCAGAUCAUGACGGACUUCACGGGCGAUGAAUAUGUGCAAGCAAACUACGCCCAUCGUCCCGAUAUCGUCGCCACCUACCUUGAUCUGGCGGUGCCGAUCCUCAAAGCCGAUUUCCUGCGCUAUCUGCUUCUUUUCGCUGAAGGUGGCAUCUGGUCUGACCUUGAUGUCUCGUUUGGCGAUGUACCCAUCAGAGAAUGGAUCCCCGAGACAAUGCGUGCUAAGGCUAGGCUUGUUGUUGGGUGGGAAUUUGAUGUCGGCUGGGGAGAGGGUUUUAUUCGACAGUUUGAGAGCUGGAUGAUCUUGGGGGCGCCUGGAUCACCGCAUCUUUUGAUGGUGAUCAAUGAUAUUAUGGAUGGGAUUCGUCAGAAGACGGAGAGGUACGGGGUUCCGGUGUCGGGGUUAACUUUGGAUAUGACGGGUAAUGUGAUCGACUUUACGGGGCCGAGGCGGUUCACUCGUGGGGUUUUGAAGAGCUUGGAAUUGGCUCGCGAUGAAAAGAUCGAUGUGGCAAGUAUCUCGAACCUCUUAGAGCCUGUUUUGGUCGAGGAUGUUGUGAUCUUGCCGGGAUAUUCGUUCGCUGCAUUGUCAAAUUCUUAUGGUAAUGGGACAACUGGUCCUGCAUUGGUCCAGUAUCAAUAUGCUGGAAGUUGGAGGAAUCAAAAUGGAGAUGAGAUGUGA